Molecule: messenger RNA, 744 nt
Organism: Pogonomyrmex barbatus (red harvester ant)
Lineage: Eukaryota; Metazoa; Arthropoda; Insecta; Hymenoptera; Formicidae
Source: RefSeq, a predicted model, not a curated record
UACAGACUGGACCCGCUGUCUUGCCAGUUUUCAUCAGCAAUUCCUGCCUUGCCUUCGGAUGCAUUGACGGGCAUCUCGCGGAUCGCUGGACGACUAUGGGGAUGGAGCUUGGGAAUCCUACGACGACGAUCGACAUCACCAACCACUUGUCCCUGCAACCUACCUCCGUUACUGGCCAAUCAAAAAACGGGGAACUAUAAACAUCGCCUUUUGAAAUGUGAGAGUCCAUCGAUAGCUCUUGCUCCAUUGCUUGAUGAACUUAAAGUUUUAUUAUUUGACAUAUCGCAAUUGGAACCUGACAUUUUAAUUAUUAUGGGUGGACACAUGAAUUCAAAAGUUGGGGAUGGAAAUAUACUCCCGGAGGAUUUUGUACUUGAAUCGAAUUUUACGGAGAAGCGCUCUGUGAGUGACAUGCAAGUUUAUAAGAAUGGUAAAAUUUUACUUGAAUUUAUAAAGAAUAUUGACUUUUUUAUCAUGAAUGGACGUUCUCUUUUUGAUAUCAAUGGUAACUUCACUUAUAUUGGCGAUUUUGGUUGUAGUACUGUUGAUUUUGUCUUGGACAAUUUGAGCAAUAUUUUAUUUUUAAUGACUUUUUGGAGAAGAAACUACGAUCAUUUACCAAUUUAUUGUAAUUUCUUUUUAAACAAUUCUUAUGAAAAUUGCAUCAGUCAGACUCAAACUUCAGUGAGUAAAAAAUAUUUAUGGGACGAUGGCAAAAAAAAACAGAAUUUAUUGCAUUCUUAG